UACAAAUACCAAGUGAAUGUAGACGGGACCGUAGCAGCUUACAGGUUUCCAUACCUCUUGCUGGGUGACAGCCUAGUAUUGAAGCAAGAUUCCCAGUAUUAUGAACACUUUUAUAUUGGAUUAAAACCAUGGAAACAUUAUGUUCCAGUUAAGAGAAACUUAGAGGACUUAUUAGAGAAAAUAAAAUGGGCUAAGGAAAAUGAUGAAGAUGCAAGAGAAAUUGCUAAAGAAGGACAAUUAAUGGCAAGAGAAUUACUUCAGCCUCAUAGGCUUUACUGCUACUAUUAUAAAGUGCUCCAGAAAUAUGCCAAACGCCAAGCCAGCAAACCUGAAAUACGGGAUGGAAUGGAACUUGUACCUCAGCCUGAUGACAGAGACUCAGUGUGCAGUUGCCACAGGAAAAAGCCUUUAAGGGAAGAUCUAUAACUGUACUGGAUGGAGAAUAUCACCCACUUACAAUGCAAGAAUUUAAAUAGGAAUUAAGCUGUGAAAUCUAAGACACUUAUGCACUAGCAAACAUUCUUAGUUAUGUAUUCUUGUAUUUACCUAUCCUUUUUUACACUGACUCUGAUCUGCAACGUUGGUUCCCACAAUUUUGUCUCCAUGACCACCAGCAGACAGGUACUGAGCCUGUAAUGGGGAGCAUCUAGGGGAUUUGUUUGAUGUACUGCAUCCUCAGGAAGAAGAGCGCAGUGCUGCUCAUGCUCCAGCUGGGACCUAGUUACUAAAGUUUUAUGAGGAACCAGUCAUCCACAAAAGAUCUUCCAUGAGUCAGUACAAGUUAUUCUAAAGGUGCAUUUGCAACAUACUAAAACAGUGUUAUGAUUUCUUCAUAGUUGACCUCAGUGUUAGAUUGUUUCUUGUAUACAAAACAAUUUUCUAACUAAACAAAGAAAAUGAAUAUUUGAGAUUUUCAGAUAUCA
This is a messenger RNA of Antrostomus carolinensis (chuck-will's-widow), 923 nucleotides long. Its product is annotated as protein O-glucosyltransferase 3. Gene Ontology annotation, cellular component: endomembrane system. The annotation marks the transcript as partial. The transcript is spliced from 3 exons. NCBI's taxonomy places the organism in Eukaryota, Metazoa, Chordata, Aves, Caprimulgiformes, Caprimulgidae. Gene Ontology annotation, molecular function: glucosyltransferase activity. The record is from RefSeq and is a predicted model, not a curated record.